This is a messenger RNA of Amyelois transitella, 2912 nucleotides long. RefSeq names its product AMP deaminase 2. Gene Ontology annotation, cellular component: cytosol. Lineage: Eukaryota; Metazoa; Arthropoda; Insecta; Lepidoptera; Pyralidae. Gene Ontology annotation, molecular function: AMP deaminase activity. Bases 238 to 2580 code for a protein of 780 amino acids. The record is from RefSeq and is a predicted model, not a curated record. The transcript is spliced from 18 exons. Gene Ontology annotation, biological process: AMP metabolic process; IMP salvage.
GCUUCAGUCCUCGUCCUAACACCGCUACAAUAACAUACUUUCAGUUUUCUACAGUGCAGUGAAGUGAUUCAGUUUGAGAUUACAGAUUGUAAGAAACGAGCUCUCUUCUGGAUUAAUGUUUGUAUUGCAGCUGUGAGCAGCAAGAGAAUACUCGUUUUGAAAAAAAUAUUGUUCAGAUAUUUGUUUUGUGUGCAAAAUUGUAUCACGAUUACUUAAUUAGUGCAAUCUGUGCUCAAAAUGUCCUCCAGAGGAGUGCAGGAUGGAUCCAGGUCUCCGAGAAUCAUAACAGAUUGUUUCUUCGAUGAUGACGGGAGUGAGAGUCCCACAAGCGCGGUCGGGGCGGAGGCGCCUCGGGAGCUCCCCAACGAGCUGUCAGCGCCUUACGAGGUACCGCAGUUCCCUAUCGAGCAGAUAGAGAAGAAGCUGCUUAUCCAGAGGCAACUCAAUGUCAAAGCGGCAGAAUGUGGCCAAUCAGCGCGCUCGUUCGGCGGCAGCGAGGCAGGAGGUGCAGCCAGCGUGUUUGAUGAAGCAGCCAAGCUAAGGGUACCUGAUGAUGAUGAUGUGGACGUCAUCCUGCCACACUUCCAGAGGGUGGCCAUCAGCGGAGAAGAUACCUCGGGGGUACCUCUAGAAGACUUGCAGCAGGCGUCAUCAUACCUGGUGCAGGCGCUCGAGAUCCGCAAACGCUACAUGGAGAUGUCUCACCAGAGCUUCUCCACCAUCACGACGCGGUUCGUGCGCAGCAUGGAGGCCGACGCGCCGCCCAAUCAGACGCCAAGCAUGAGGGUGCCAAAGAGCCACAUCGCAGACCACAUCGUGCACCCCCCUUUCAAAGACAACAAGGACCCCUGGGAAUGCCCCAUGCCGGCAGCGAAGGGUUACACGAUCAAACAAGACCGCGGCGUGUUCAACCUGUACACGACGGGGGAGGACGGCCAGGAGGCCAGGGUGCCGUACAAGUACGUGGCGCUGCCGGAGUUCAUCCAGGACAAGAACACUAUGUGCAGCAUGAUCGCUGACGGGCCACUGAAAUCCUUCUGCUACCGACGGCUGAGCUACUUAUCAUCCAAGUUCCAGCUUCACGUGCUGCUCAAUGAACUCCGAGAGCUGGCCUCGCAGAAAGCUGUGCCUCACAGAGACUUCUACAACAUCAGAAAAGUGGACACUCACAUCCACGCAGCGUCGUGCAUGAACCAGAAACACUUGUUGCGAUUCAUUAAGAAGACACUCAAAAACCAUGCGGAUGAGGUGGUGACGCUGCACAAAGGCAGCCCGAUGACGCUGAAGGCGGUGUUCCAGUCCAUGAAUCUAAGCACUUACGACCUCACCGUCGACAUGCUUGAUGUACAUGCGGAUCGCAACACGUUCCAUAGAUUUGACAAGUUCAACGCGAAAUAUAACCCCAUCGGUGAAAGCAGAUUAAGGGAGGUCUUCCUCAAGACUGACAACUUUAUGAACGGAAAGUACUUUGCUAGGAUCAUCAAAGAAGUGGCAUCCGACUUGGAAGAGAGCAAGUACCAAAACGCGGAAUUGCGUUUGUCCAUCUACGGCAAGAGUCCCACAGAAUGGGCCAAACUAGCCAAGUGGGCCAUCCAGUACAACGUGUAUUCCGACAAUGUACGCUGGCUGAUACAGAUUCCUAGGCUAUACGAUAUCUUCAAAUCGAACAAGAUCAUGAACAACUUCCAGGAGUUCCUCGACAACAUCUUCAAGCCGCUAUUCGAGGUCACCAAUGACCCUAACAGCAAUCUAGAAUUGCACAAAUUUUUAACUCAUGUCAUAGGCUUCGACAGCGUGGACGACGAGUCGAAGCCGGAGAACCCGAUGCUGGACGCAGAUGUGAAGGUCCCCCUGGAGUGGGACGACGAGGAGAACCCCCCCUACGCGUACUACCUCUACUACAUGUACGCCAACAUGACCGUGCUCAACCAUUUCCGCAAAGAACAAGGCCUGAAUACAUUCGUGCUUCGCCCUCAUUGCGGAGAGGCGGGCGCGGUGCAGCAUCUAGUGUGCGGGUUCAUGCUCGCCGAGAACAUCUCCCAUGGACUGCUGCUCCGGAAGGUACCAGUUCUCCAGUAUCUGUACUACCUAGCGCAGAUCUACAUCGCAAUGUCUCCGCUCAGCAACAACUCACUGUUCCUGAACUACCACCGCAACCCGCUGCCGGAGUUCCUCGCCAGGGGGCUCUGCAUCACGCUUAGUACCGACGACCCGCUGCAGUUCCACUUCACCAAGGAACCGCUAAUGGAGGAGUACAGCAUCGCAGCUCAAGUGUGGAAACUGAGCUCAUGUGACAUGUGCGAGCUUGCGAGGAACUCCGUCCUCAUGUCCGGGUUUCCUCAUGAGAUGAAACAGUACUGGCUAGGACCACACUACAUGAAGGAAGGUGUCGCUGGUAACGACAUCACACGCACAAAUGUCCCAGAUAUACGGAUCUCCUUCAGAUACGAGGCGUUGCUCGACGAGCUCACCAACAUCUUCAAGGUGUGCCACGCUUCGUUACCGCCUACCCCGUCGUCGCCGCAGCCCCCCGACCUGACAGCGCCCAUCGUCAGUUUGAAGAGACCUUCUCUCGUGUGAAUCAUGUUACCCAGAGAAUAACAAUCACUGCUCUGGCUUGACCACAAAAAUAUAUAUAGUCGUAUAGAUAAUAUUUUAAUAAGAUUAACUAUAAAUCGGUUUUACGAAAUUUGCAACGCUCUAAUGCUAAUUUCGGGGUAGAAAGAAUUUCUAAAUAGUUACAAAUCUGCACACAAGUUUUUGUAAAUGAAAUUGUUCAAAAAUAGCUAGGUAUAUGGGGUAAUGGUUUAAAUAUAUUAAGGUAAGAAUAAGCAUAAAAAGAACAGUAUGAGAACGUAGAAUUGUUGCGACUCGGAACUUACGAUAACAGUCUACUUAUGCAAUAUAAUUUA